Messenger RNA from Polypterus senegalus (gray bichir), 2472 nucleotides. RefSeq names its product extracellular calcium-sensing receptor-like. Lineage: Eukaryota; Metazoa; Chordata; Cladistia; Polypteriformes; Polypteridae. Gene Ontology annotation, biological process: G protein-coupled receptor signaling pathway. The record is from RefSeq and is a predicted model, not a curated record. Bases 130 to 2472 code for a protein of 780 amino acids. Gene Ontology annotation, molecular function: G protein-coupled receptor activity. The transcript has 6 exons. Gene Ontology annotation, cellular component: membrane.
AAUGGUGAUAUUUUAAUAGGAGGUAUUUUUUCAAUACAUAACACUGUGAGUGACAUAAAAGCAACCUUUUCUAACAAUCCACAAGCGUGUAAAAGUUUAGAUUUCAGAGAACUUCGUUUUGCUCAAACAAUGAUUUUCGCAAUUGAAGAAAUAAACAACAGUACUGAAAUACUUCCGGAUGUUGUACUGGGUUACAAAAUUUAUGAUUCAUGUGCUUCUUCCUCAUUGGCUCAAAAAGCUGCCCUUGAUUUGGUGAAUGGACCAGAUACUGCUUUUUCCAACAAUAGCACUUGUGCUAAACCAUCAUUUGUUACUGCUAUAAUAGCAGAGUCUGGAUCGUCACCCACCAUUGCCAUUGCCAGAGUCAUUGGACCACUUGGAAUUCCACUGGUGAGUCACUAUGCAACCUGUGCUUGUCUCAGCAAUAGAAAGGAAUUCCCUACAUUUUUUAGAACCAUACCUAGCGACUACUUUCAAGCAACUGCUUUAGUUAACCUUGUAAAGCACUUUGGUUGGUCUUGGAUUGGAGCCCUUAGAAGUGACAAUGAUUAUGGAAAUUUUGGAAUGGCCACAUUUAUCAAAAUGGCAGAAGAAGAAAAUAUUUGUAUUGAAUUUUCUGAGGCAUUUUACAGAACAAAUUCAAGGGAGAAACUUUUGAAAGUUGUGGACACAAUAAAAAAAUCCACUGUAAAGGUUAUUGUAACAUUCAUGGCAACAGGUGAUAUAGCAAUAAUACUGGAGGAAUUAUCUAAGCAGAAUGUUUCUGGCUUUCAAUGGCUUGGCAGUGAGGCUUGGGUAACUGAUGCUGAGUUGCUUUCAAAGGAGGGCUAUAGGCUCCUAAGGGGAACUUUAGGCUUUGCAAUCAAGAAGUCAGUUAUUUUUGGAUUAAGGAAUUUUUUGGUAAACAUACCCCCUCUUGAAAUAUCUGGCAAUUCACUUAUAAAGGAAUUUUGGGAGACUGCUUUCAGCUGUACCUUUAUGAACAAUACAACAGUUUCAACUCAGAGAUUGUGCACAGGACUAGAGAAUUUAAAUAAUUUGCAAAACCCAUACACUGAUGUGUCUCAGUUAAGGAUAUCAAAUAAUGUAUAUAAAGCUGUGUAUGCAGUAGCCAUGUCAUUGCAUAAUAUGUUAAUUUGCAAGCAGUCACUGGAUCAAGUGAAGUCAGAUAUUUGCACUGACAAAUAUAAUAUUGAGCCAGUAAAGUUAAUGCAUUUUUUGAAAACAGUAUAUUACACAACCAAAAAUGGAGAUCAAGUGUAUUUUGAUGUCAAUGGUGAUCCAUUGCCAAUAUAUGAAAUAGUUAACUGGCAAAUUAAUCAAAAAGGCCAAGCAGAAAUUGUAACAGUUGGAUACUAUGAUGCUUCUGCACCCAAUGGGAACAUUUUUAAAAUGACUAACACAAGUAUAAUUUGGGCAAAUGGUCAAGCCACGGUCCCCCAAUCAGUCUGCAGUGACCAAUGUUUAAAGGGGACGUGGAAAGCGAUCAGAAAAGGGAAACCUGUCUGCUGCUUUGACUGUAUUCCAUGUGCAGAAGGAAGUAUCAGCAAUCAAACAGAUUCCACAGAAUGUACUCAAUGUCCUCUGGAAUACUGGCCGAAUAUGGCAAAAGAUCAAUGCAUUGAGAAGAUUUUUGAAUUCCUCUCCUAUGAAGAUGUACUUGGGAUUAUUUUAGUUCUUUUUUCUUUAAGUGGUGCCAGUAUAACUGUUGCUAUAGCUUUGAUAUUUUUUCAGCACAGAAACACUCCCAUUGUUAAAGCCAAUAACUCGGAAUUAAGUUUUCUUCUUUUGUUGUCAUUAACUCUCUGUUUCCUUUGCUCAAUUACAUUCAUUGGCAAGCCGUCCAACUGGUCCUGCAUGCUGCGCCAUACAGCCUUUGGGAUUACGUUUGUCUUGUGCCUGUCAUGUGUCUUAGGAAAAACUAUAGUAGUGUUAAUGGCAUUUAGAGCCACAGUCCCUGGCACUAAUGUUAUGAAAUGCUUUGGCCCCUUCCAGCAGAGAAUGAGUGUGUUUGCAUGCACAUUUCUGCAGGUCUUGAUCUGCAUUGGUUGGCUGACAGUUUCAUCACCAUACCCAGAUAGAAACAUGGAAUAUUCUAAAGAUAAAAUCAUUUUGGAAUGUAAUGUUGGAUCUUCAGUUGCAUUUUACGUUGUCUUAGGUUACAUUGGCAUUCUUUCAACGUUUUGCUUUAUUCUAGCUUUUUUAGCUCGUAAGUUACCAGAUAACUUCAAUGAAGCUAAGUUUAUCACUUUCAGCAUGCUGAUAUUCUGUGCCGUCUGGAUCACAUUUAUUCCAGCUUACAUUAGUUCACCUGGAAAGUACACAGUUGCUGUGGAAAUCUUUGCCAUUUUGGCCUCUAGCUUUGGUUUACUGUUUUGCAUUUUUGCACCUAAAUGUUACAUUGUUUUGCUGAAGCCUGAGAAAAAUACAAAGAAAUUCAUGAUGGCAAAAAUGCCCCAAAAAUCACUUUAA